Messenger RNA from Mycena indigotica, 1047 nucleotides. RefSeq names its product BTB domain-containing protein. NCBI's taxonomy places the organism in Eukaryota, Fungi, Basidiomycota, Agaricomycetes, Agaricales, Mycenaceae. The coding region runs from base 1 to 1047 and encodes 348 amino acids. The record is from RefSeq and is a predicted model, not a curated record. The transcript has 2 exons. Gene Ontology annotation, molecular function: protein binding.
AUGGAGGUCGACUUGCCCGACACUUCUUACCGCCUCCACCAUGUUGAAGACCUUUGGUUUGACGACGGAGACAUUGUCUUGCAAGCAGGCGUUGCCCAAUACCGUGUAUACCGUGUGGUGUUGGGAAUGCAUUCUCCCGUCUUCAAAGAUAUGCUUGCAUUUCCGCAGCCACCAGACUCAGAGUUGGUAGAAGGACAACCAUUGGUGGUGCUUCAAGACCUGGAGGUGGAGGUUACUGCUUUCCUGAGAGCGUUGUUCGAGCCAGAAUUCUUCCCAGCAUUCCCGGCUAUGACCAACUUCACGACCAUCUACGGCUGCAUUCGACUGGGUAACAAGUACAGUGUCGACUUUCUGCUACGACGAGGCCUUGUCCACCUCUCGUCACGGUUCAUGACCAGCCUCACCCGGUUUGACGCUUCCGCCAGAGGCGACCACGAAGGCCUCUACACCCCUGAAUUCACGGAACAAAAGCCGGCCAACGAAAUCGUGUCCUGGAAGCCACCACUCGACCGCUCAUUCCUCAUUUGCGUUAUUGCACUCGCGCGCGAAGUCGACGCGCUGUGGAUCCUCCCCAACGCAUUCUACGACCUCACAUUCCACUUUGACGCCCUUCAAGACAAUAUAUUUCACGAGAACCUUUUCGACGGCGUCAUACCCGUCGUGCUCAGCCGCAAGGAGCAGCGCGAGUGGGUCGUAGGAUUCGAGGACCAGAUCUCUACAACGGCAGACAUCGUGCGAUUCCUGACCUACCCGCCAGUCAUCGAUGGGUGUCUCACGCCCUCCAAGUGCCCUCUUGUCCGCUUCAGAGCCGCGGACUACGGCCGGCAGAUGAUUUCGUCGUUCAGUCGCGGACCACUGAGUGCAUGGGCGGAAGACGACUGGGAUAAGCUCCAGAAACUAUGCCCAGUUUGCAUGAAGAAGCUGCGAGAGCUUCAUCAGGAGGCGAGGAGGACCUUUUGGGAGGAUUUACCCGAUAUAUAUCGGCUCCCACCAUGGACAGAGCUGUUAAAGCUCAAGCAGGCAGUCAUUGGCGAUAUAUUAGCGUAG